AUGUCGACCCAGCCUCGUCAGCAACCUGGAUCAGCACGUACAGCCGCUCAAACAGAGGUUGAAGCUGGUCCAUCGACUACUCCGUCUCCCUCCGAACAACCUCCAGCGGGUGUACUGAAAUUACGUGGCGGACCCUUGAAGAAGCAGAGGGUGGUGUGGAGUGAUGAGACGGUAGAUAAUGAGGGCAUGGGGAAGAAGAAGUCGAAGAUAUGUUGUAUAUACCACAAACCAAAGGCAUUCGACGAAUCGUCCGACGAGUCUUCCUCAUGCUCAUCAUCCGAUGAAGGCCAUUCACCUUCGUCUAGACGAUCGAAUUCCCAUAAACAUGCGAACGGGAAAGGUCAAAAGCAGAGAUCGAGAGAUGGUGGUGAUGGAGAUGUGGAAGUAUCGUCGGAUUCUCAGAGCUCGGAAUCGGAUGGUGGAGCAGGUGACGGACGUGCGAGACCCAGUCGAAAACCUAGAAAACAUCGUCAUUCGCAUGACUGCGAUCAUCACGGUACGGGGCGAGUCAACAAAUACGAUGUACAGCCGAAAGCCCUUGGCGGAGCAUCAGGUGACCAGAGUCAGGAUAGGUCAUGA
Kwoniella botswanensis is the source of this 579-nucleotide messenger RNA. RefSeq lists its product as uncharacterized. NCBI's taxonomy places the organism in Eukaryota, Fungi, Basidiomycota, Tremellomycetes, Tremellales, Cryptococcaceae. Gene Ontology annotation, molecular function: protein serine/threonine phosphatase inhibitor activity; protein phosphatase 1 binding. The coding region runs from base 1 to 579 and encodes 192 amino acids. The transcript is spliced from 3 exons. Gene Ontology annotation, cellular component: nucleus. The record is from RefSeq and is a predicted model, not a curated record.